Molecule: messenger RNA, 3265 nt
Organism: Exophiala mesophila
Lineage: Eukaryota; Fungi; Ascomycota; Eurotiomycetes; Chaetothyriales; Herpotrichiellaceae
Exons: 3
Coding region: 354-2525 (723 amino acids)
Biological process (GO): regulation of transcription by RNA polymerase II
Molecular function (GO): RNA polymerase II cis-regulatory region sequence-specific DNA binding; DNA-binding transcription factor activity
Source: RefSeq, a predicted model, not a curated record
CCUGAUAGACCUUCCCAUCAAAUCUCUCAUACCUUCUCAACUGCUUCAUACUACCAUAUACCACUUAUCACACAAACUACACACACACGAGAAACCAAAAGCCCUCAAAGAAAGCCAAUCGAGAAGCCUCUCAGGAUUCAGUUCUGAUUUCCCAUUCUUCUGCCCUGGGAGGGCCCCUUUCGAUAAGAAAAAUAGUCGUCAGCUUACCCUGCGACUGCUGAAGUCGCCGUAAACAAACCGCUGCCCGGUCCGCGGCCACUUGUGCUGCGUGAGUCUCGAACAUAUAGAAGGAUCCCAUCCGGACGACAAAUUAACCCACCUUCGACAAGCACCAUUUCGAACUCAUCUCGCUCAUGAUGAUGUCCAACCCUCCUUCAUCUCUUCACAAUCAACAGAGGAUGCAUCGUAGACAACAAUCGACACCGAUUGCAUCCUUAGAAGCCAUGAAGUUGAGCACCACCUUGCCUCCACAACGACAGAUGUACCACCGGCGGGGCCAAUCGUUUGAUCAACAACGAAGCCCUAUCCGAAAACAUCAUCCAGGCAAUGCGGUAAGUAUGACUAACUUAGGACAAUUCCAUGGACAACAGAUUUUGCGAGAAGCGCAGCAGCAAAGAAUAUCAAGACCGGGCCAGCAACAACAGAACAUGAACAUUGAAAUGCCAAUUUCUCCCGCAUGUGGCAUUUACUCGGCGUCCCCCAACUCAAUGCCUGGGUCGCCGUUUGACAAUAUGACAAUGAAUGAAAUCAUGCACCAAGGACCUCAGAGCAUGGAUUACUCACAUUCACAGCAGUACUUCUCUGACAUCAACAUGCCAGUCCAGAGUGGGCUCCCAAAUUUAGGAAUGAUGGACGAGAAUACUCCUCGUUAUUUCCAAGAUAUGGCGAAUCUGAGCCCUCACCUCGGCACUGGCAUGCCUUUUGAUGAUCGAAGACCGUCUCAGCCUGAUCUGCGGGUUCAGACACAGCUGAGACCUCACACGCCUUCACAUCAAAUCCAGACUGCACAAUACCCGUUAACACCUCCUUUCACUCAACAUACUCCAGCGAUGCAAUACUCGAGGUCUCUUCAGACAUCUCCAGCCCUGCAGUCUCCUUUCCCGGUCCCAAUGAUGAGAGGGAGAUCACUGCAAGGCAUCGUAGAGAAUGAGGAAUUUCGACAAGAUUUCACAGUCACACCUACAGGCCCUGCAUUUGACAUGGCUGACAUGCCUGUCCCAGAACCUCGGACGGGAUCCCAGGCCUCACCGCAUCAGAAGCAGCCAGAUCCAGUAAAAGUCAAGCUAGAAUUCAAAGGUGACAUGACCGAUUCAAUCAAGGCUAACAACAAGCCGUCACCUCUGACCCUCAAGGACAAGCCCGCUCCAAUCCUCACUUCUGUGGAAAGUAGACCAGGCAGCCUGUCACCCACUCGGCCCGCGCUUUCACCGCGUAGAAUGUCGAUAUCAGACUUGAACCUCGAACCUGGAAUUGAAGCAUCCAUCGAAGAAACCAAUGUGACUCUCGAUGACAUUGCACAAUACAUUGAUGGCCCCGAUCCAAUUGACAACAAGUGGGUUUGCAAGUUUGAUGACUGCAACAAGAAGUUCGGUCGCAAGGAAAACAUCAAAUCCCAUGUGCAAACUCAUCUCGGGGAUCGGCAGUUUCGGUGUGACCAUUGCAGAAAGUGUUUUGUUCGAGGACAUGACCUGAAGCGCCACGCAAAGAUUCACACAGGCACAAAGCCAUACCCAUGCUUGUGUGGUAAUUCAUUCGCACGACAUGAUGCUCUUACUCGCCAUCGACAACGCGGGAUGUGCAUUGGGGCGUUCGACGGAGUCGUCAAGAAGGUCAUCAAACGAGGGAGGCCGAGGAAACAUCGACCGGAAAUGGAUGAGCGCCUCGACAAAGCCAGCCGCACAAGACAAAAGGCCGCUGAACACGAUUACUACACUUCGUCUGCCUCAAGCUGCUCAGUAUCAAGCUAUGGGUCUCCGCCGACCGACAACCUGGAGAACUUGAGCAUCAGAGGUAGUUCGCCCUUUGACAACUUGCCCUUGUUUGUGGUCGCGCCACAAGGCACCUUGGAUCCCAUGAUGAGCUUUCCGCCUGACAACUUCUCGUUCACACCACCCACUAGCCCGGGGUACUCUACAGGUAACAGACCAAGUCCGUGCUACAGAGAGCUCAGCCCGGCCGACUUUGUUGAUGGGACUGAAUUCCAGCAUGGUGGCUCGUCACAAAUGCUGCCCGAGCUGCCAACAAUUGACGAAGGAGUGCCAAUGAUGCCCAUGGACAGGGUUCCAGUGCAAGACUCGGGCCACAGCCUGCCCAGCCUAUCACAUUCCUGCUCGUCCCCGGCAGCCGACGUGGUGGUAUUUGACUUCUCAGACAUGGCAGUUAAUGAUUCGUCUUCCGUGGUGGACUCGUCUCAGCUGCCGUUGAAGAUGAACACAGAGAGGAACGACUUUGACAAUUUCCUUGACUAUGGUUCCAUGGACAUGGGAAUGGAUGCAUCCAGCCACGACUUCUUUGUCAACCUCUAAUGACCAUUGUCAGCCGCUCGAGGCAUGACGUCGAUCAACUCAUGAUCAACGAAGACUAUGUACCAACCUUGACCAAUGGACGAGUAUUUUGAUGAUGAUGCGAAGGCUGAAACGCCGGCGUUGGACACGAUGACGGAAAUGGCUGGGAUCGGCUUGUUUGUGGGAGGAUGGUUGCUACGGGUUUAUGUAUUGCAACACUCGGGACUGUACAUUUCCAUUCCUUCGAAUGACUUGAGCGUUGGCGCCGGACAAGGUCUUUGUUAUGCCUCGACCAUUCAGGCCAUGAUCGAUGCUUGAAACUUGUGAGGCAGACUCACAAACUCCAAAGAUGGGCUGGCGCUAAAACCACAUUCACUAUUUGAUUUCACGUCGGGGUAGCCAUAUGAAGCGGGACUUCUUUUAAAGUAUGGGAGAUGAAGUUGGAUUUGGAGUCGAUCCGGGCAAGAGGGUGUUCACAUGUUUUGUUGAUGUCGAACACUGUAUCUUUUGAUGAAAGUGUACCCCAAGCUGAGGCAAAGCUCGACCUUGUAUAAUGGGUAAUAUGACGGAUGAGGACACCACAGUCAAACUACGGGGCACAGGCAGACACAGGCAGACACAAAGCGCUUAGUACAAUAAACCGGUACAGUCCUGAUAUAGAUAGAGCCUUCGUUAUUCUGAGCAUCCAGUGAAGCAGCCCCCAGUUCUCCAGAAAACCUGGAGCAGGAGCAAGAUGAGUGAGUCGUCGCAGUCGAACGAAU